GAGAGAGAGGGCAAACUUCAAAGCGGCCAUGUGCAUUGAUUGGCUGAGGCUUUUAUAAAGUUGAUUGAUUUGAUUGGCGCACUAUAAUAAACAAUAUUGUAGCUGGAACAUGCAUAACUGUCAGCAGGAGUACUAGUUUUUUCUGCCGUCUACAUUUUAAAAUUAUUUUGGUGAUCUCUCGAUCUCAUUGCCUUUAUAAAAAACCCCACGAUAGUGCAGUAACGGGAGAGAGAGAGAGAGAGAGAGAUCUCGAAGGAAUGGAGAUGGAAGGGAAUGUGUACAGAGCUCAUUGUUUGGUCUUAGCCUAUCCAGCCCAAGGCCACAUCAAUCCCAUGAUGGAGUUCUCCAAGCGUUUGGAGCACAAAGGAGUGAAAGUUACACUGGUAAUUACCAAGUCCAUCUCCCAUACCAUGGAUAAGGAAGCCAACUCUAUUCCGUUCGAGACAAUCUCCGAUGGCUAUGAUGAGGGCGGGGUGGCGGAAGCAGAGAGCAUCCACGCAUAUUUGGAGCGCUUUCGGAGAGUCGGGUCACAAACUCUGACCGAGCUCAUUGAGAAACUUUCUAACUCAGGCUGUCCUGUUGAUUGUGUUGUUUAUGAUCCGUUCCUGCCUUGGGCUCUAGACAUAGCCAAAAAGUUUGGUUUGGUGGGGGCAAUGCUUUUCACUCAAUCUUGUGCUGUUGAUAAUAUAUACUACCAUGUCUACAAAGGAGUACUUAAACUCCCUCUUUCAGAGACUGAAAUUUUUCUUCCUGGAUCGCCACCUCUCCGACCUCAGGAUAUGCCGUCCUUCAUUUAUGAUCUUGGAUCCUACCCGGCUUACUUUGACAUGGUUGUGGGUCAAUUCUCCAACGUUGAUAAGGCUGACUGGGUCCUUGUCAACACAUUUUAUGAGUUGGAGGAAGAGGUGGUGGAUUGGAUGGCAAAGAUCUUUCCAUUGAGGACAAUAGGACCAACCAUACCAUCUAUGUUCCUAGACAAGCGACUUGAAGAUGACAAAGACUAUGGUUUGAGCAUCUUCAAACCGGAAACCGAUGCUUGUAUGAAAUGGUUAAAUGGUCGUCCAAGAGGGUCAGUUGUUUAUGUUUCAUUCGGGAGUUUUGUAGAUUUUCAAGUUGAACAAAUGGAAGAAAUAGCUUGGGGAUUGAGAAUGAGCAACAGAUGCUUCUUGUGGGUUGUUAGGACAUCAGAAGAGGCAAAGCUCCCCAAAAACUUUGUGGAGGAGACGUCUGAGAAGGGAUUGGUGGUUAGUUGGUGUCCUCAGCUGAAGGUGUUAGCUCACGAGGCAGUGGGAUGCUUUGUGACGCAUUGCGGGUGGAACUCUACUUUGGAGGCCCUUAGCUCCGGUGUGCCGAUGGUUGCAAUACCAUAUUGGUCAGACCAGAGCACGAACGCAAAGUAUACUAUGGAUGUUUGGAAGAUGGGAUUGAAAGCUCCGGUUGAUGAGAAAGGGUUGGUCCGGCGAGAAAUAGCAGAACAUUGCAUUAGGGAAAUAAUGGAGGGAGAGAGAGGGGAAGAGAUAAAGAAAAAUGCCUUAAAAUGGAGGAAAUUGGCCAAAGAGGCUGUUGACGAGGGUGGAAGUUCUGAUAAAAACAUUGAAGAAUUUGUAGCCAAAUUGGUUCACUCCUGAGUCCUAAGCUGAGGUUGUUCCUUGGUCUAGUCUGAAUGGUUAUAUAAUAAUUUUGGCUUUUAACAAAUGCAUGCCCUUGUGUUUCUUUUCAAUAAUAUCAUUUGACAUAUGUAUAUUUGCUUUUCGAUAGCUUCCAUCUGGGAUUUGGAUAAAAGAUGAAAAUAACAUCAAAUUAACUUUUAGUAUU
This is a messenger RNA of Alnus glutinosa, 1815 nucleotides long. RefSeq names its product mogroside IE synthase-like. NCBI's taxonomy places the organism in Eukaryota, Viridiplantae, Streptophyta, Magnoliopsida, Fagales, Betulaceae. Gene Ontology annotation, molecular function: UDP-glycosyltransferase activity. The transcript is spliced from 2 exons. The coding region runs from base 258 to 1628 and encodes 456 amino acids. The record is from RefSeq and is a predicted model, not a curated record.